AUGGUGGCUGAACUGACUGACAUUCCCGUUGCAAACGCGGAACGAAAUACAUCAACAGCUGAUUCGGAACAGCUUAGGUCCGCUGUUAAACCAAAGAACAGACCGAAGUGGAUUCAAGCUGCUACUAGAGAGCCGAUUUACAGUAUUUUGGAUAGCAACGAGGAGGUGAUCGGUAAUAACUUAUCAACUAGUUUAAAAAGCAACGUGGUAGUGAUAAGCGCUGUGAAAAGUGAAAAGACAAGGAAAAACGACGUAGAAGUAGCUCGAAUCGAGCAGAGAGAGCUUCCUUAUAUUUGGCUGCCGACGGGAAGCAAAUUAACGUCUCAAGACUCGACUAUACUCGAAGUAGAAGAUGAAGAUCCACUCUAUAGCGUGGUAAAAAAGCCUAAAAAGCUUCAGUUACCCGAAACGAGUUUUCUCGAGAGGAAGCUUCAACCGAUCAAAGAACAAUCAUUGGAAGAAAGGCAAGCACAGAUAGAGAUUUGUUCGCGUCAAGAGGAGCUUCGCCGGUGGUUACAGGUCGCAUCGAGACAGCUACCGGAACCACGACAUCUCUUCAGUCUUGGAGAAAUGUACACGAACCGCUUGGGGGAAUUUGAUCAGUUGCAAGCGGAUUGGAAGAGGACCGUAGCGGUACCCCGAGGGAUCGUUGGUCUGGUAGGACCUUACCGAGUUUAUCAAAACCCGAAUGAAAGAAGAGAGUACAUGCUCCAGGAGGAGGAGCUGGUCGAGGAAGUGGUCGAUUCGGUUAGUGAAAUCGUCUCGCGCGAGAACAACGGGGCCACCGAACACCAUCAAAGAGCUAAAUGGCGGAUAAGAGAAGACGACGAGGAGACUCUGGUGCCUGACAUUCGGAAUAUUCCUGGUCUCGAAGGAUUCGCUAUGGAAGCGAACAACAAAGAGCUAUCCGAGUGGAAGAAAGUUGAUGAUCAAACUACGAUUGAGUACAGUAAAAACGAUGAGACAUCGAAGUCGAAGGAGGACGAAUUUAAGGGAAAUAUCGGUGGAAUCGUUUCUGGUAAUGAGGAAAGAGCUGUGGACGUACCCGAGGAAGCCUCAACGGUUUCCACGUCUUCGAUAAAGGAGAAAAGGGCCAGCAAUGAACAACACGAUAAGGACAGUCUGAACGAGACAGGAAGCACAACGGGUGGCACCGUGGAGGGUGCACCUGGGGGGGCCCCCAGCAGGGGUGAAAGGAAUCCAGAGGCCGAGGCAACGACUGCAGAAGCAUCACGAUCCGCUCCAUCUAGGUCUCUGGUCUCCAGGAUCCUUUCUAGGACACGCUCUUCAAGCGAUUUAUUGGAUCAUUCUGAACCCUUUUCUCAACUAUGGGUCGUCCUUUCGAACGUUUAUGGUCAACUUGUCGUAGUGCUGAUGAUCGCUCUAUGUUUAGCCGAGGUCAUGGAUACACCUGUGCCUUUGCUCAGUUUACAGGGCAUAUUUCUGAUGUAUCUAUAUGUGGGAAGUAUAGCGGUGAUCAUCAGUAUCUAUAUUUGGGUAUUGGUAGACAGUUGUGGAAGCCUCGGUACCGGUGCAACCGGGGUCGACGACGCGGAACUCGGUGGAACAUCCUUAACCAGGUUUGGAUCUUUGAAACGCGCUCACAUCUCGCGAUCUAGAACGGCACCAACAAGUUUUUACAUUCGGGUUGGAGCACUCCUCUUCGGCUUGGCGACCCUGGUCUUCAACGGUUUAGAAAUGGCAAUGCACUCUAUGAUGCAAGGUGCAGAAUGUUUGAGUGAUGUCGUCUUCGUACAUCCAGUGCUUCAUGGGCUAUUCACAUUUCUUCAGAUGCACUUUCUCUUCGUGAACUCGCAGGUUCUUGUGGAGAGAUUUGGUUUGGCAGCAAGAUUCGGAUUCAUUCAUUUAACUGCCACAAAUAUUGCUGUUUGGGUUCGAUUAGUGAUUUGGGAUUCUGCUCAAGAAUGGACAUAUUUUGUUCACUUAGCGCAACGAGGUCUGCACAAUUCUGUUUCUCCACUAAAUCUUAGAGGAUUUCCAGAGUCUUUGAUAAGACAUUCUCGAGAUUUAUUAGAUCAUUCUUCAGUAGAGAAGCACGUUUUUCAACCAUAUCAACCUAUUUCGAAUGAGCAAAUCUCACAAGUAAUUGCUUUACAAGAAUGCUUAAAUACCAACACUCUUGGGCAGUUAUGGACGUCAAGCAUGCCAUUUCUCUAUCCGUUCAUUGUGCAAUUUAGUUUAAUUGCCGCUGCAGUGACUUUUGUAAUGGGUCAGAACGUUGGUCGCAAUCGGUUGUUACACAAGCAAAAGUUUCACGGCAGUAAAGAUAUAACAAGUCACACCAAAGUUGGGUGCGAUGGAUCUAGUAAAGGUUUAUUCCUCGGCAUAUUGUGCAUGGUCGCUGGCAUAGUAGUCAUAUUAAUAUUCCUGGUCGUAAGAGAAGACGAACAUUUUCCCUCUUCAACUUUGUCCUGGUUAACCUGUGGUACCUUAACUAGCAUCUUGACUUUGAGCACUUUAAUGACGGCUAGUGGACUCGUACAAGUUCGUCAGAUGUCUGUUGUGACCAGAGCGCCAGCUACUUUAGAUACUUUGCUAUCAAACGUGGCUCUUUUUGGAGUUCAAUUAUACUCUAUUUUCACAAUUGUAGUUUGUGCUUGUUCCUUGACAAUUCUGGAAGACGAAAGCGACGAAACGCGUGGAAGACAUAUCAUGUUACUCACAGCAUCGAUUUUACAAUUAAUCCAAUGUUUCGCUCAAAGUACAUUAAUUGCCGAAGCAUCGAAGAGAUCUUGUAUAACUCGUUUUCAAAUAAUAGCGAAACCAGCCAGACAGGUGAUCACUUUUCUGCUGUUCAGUAAUUCCGUUUUAUGGGCUUUCGACACUGUGAUCACACAAAAUUGGAUCUCGCAAGAGUUGCAACUAAGAUUUUUCGGUGUACUUGCCUGGGGCGUUUUAUCCAGGAUCGGUCUGCCUUUGUUAAUAUUUUACCGAUUUCAUAGUUGUGUACUGCUGUUGGAAGCAUGGAAUAAAUGUUAUAGAAUGCCAAGGGGAGAACAUCCGCUCAACUGACGAUACAGAACGUUACACCCAUGUUCCUCUAGAUUGCAGUCGAGAUCGCACCGCUCUUAUUGCCGCAG
Eufriesea mexicana is the source of this 3101-nucleotide messenger RNA. RefSeq lists its product as uncharacterized. Gene Ontology annotation, molecular function: proton channel activity. The record is from RefSeq and is a predicted model, not a curated record. Gene Ontology annotation, biological process: proton transmembrane transport. Gene Ontology annotation, cellular component: membrane. Bases 1 to 3033 code for a protein of 1010 amino acids. Lineage: Eukaryota; Metazoa; Arthropoda; Insecta; Hymenoptera; Apidae. The transcript has 9 exons.